Orussus abietinus is the source of this 4066-nucleotide messenger RNA. It is a transcript of the gene Pdzd8, whose product is annotated as PDZ domain-containing protein 8. Lineage: Eukaryota; Metazoa; Arthropoda; Insecta; Hymenoptera; Orussidae. The transcript has 9 exons. Gene Ontology annotation, biological process: mitochondrial calcium ion homeostasis. The coding region runs from base 21 to 3014 and encodes 997 amino acids. Gene Ontology annotation, cellular component: mitochondria-associated endoplasmic reticulum membrane contact site. The record is from RefSeq and is a predicted model, not a curated record. Gene Ontology annotation, molecular function: lipid binding; protein binding.
UUGUCAGAUGUGCUUUUAAUAUGGACAUUUUUGAGACGAUUUUUGUAUCCAUAAUCACAUUCAUCUGUGGUAUAGUAUGUACGUUGCUUUUGGAAUUCUACGUUUUCAAGAAAUAUUUGGAAGCAGCUCCUGAAGCGAGUCCACCCAGAAAACCGUUACCUCAUGGAAAAGCAAUAUUUCCUAAGGAACUCCUAAAUGAUUUGGAGCAGGAAAAGUCGAGUAUCACUGGUACGCCACGGCGGGAUCUGUCCCAGGGUAAUGAGAAUCUUGCAAUUAAUCUUACUCUCCAGUUUCUUUUUAAUGAACUUAAAAACGCAGAACGCGUACGUUUAUGGAUGUAUCGAAAGCUGAAUAAUGAGUUCAGGGAACUUCUCACUCAAACCACUACCGGAAAACUUUUUGACAGCAUUCAGCUGCGGGAUCUACAUCUUGGCACACAGUUUCCUACUAUAAAGGGACUGGAAGUUGCGGAUGCAAAAAUCAACGCCGAUACUGGUUUACUCGAAACUUUAGAUCUUUCAUUAGAUUUACAUUAUUCUGGUAAUUUUCAACUUUCAAUCGAUGUGAAGAUGUUAUUAGGGAAAACAGCAUAUAUGGCUCUGCAAGUGAAGCGUGUUACUGGCAGAGCUAGAUUACAGUUUACUCGUGUUCCAUAUACUCAUUGGUCUCUUAGUUUUUAUUCAGAUCCCAUUUUGGAACUAGAAGUACAAUCCCAAUUUCAGGGACGUCAAUUACAACCACAAAUUGUUUCUCUUAUCAUAGGUCAAAUAAGACGAGCAAUUCGUCGAAAACAUACGCUUCCUCGUUAUAAAAUGAGAUAUAAACCAUUUUUCCGCAGACUGAAUGAUGAAGAUAUUGAUUUGACUGAUGUGGCAGGUAUACACGUUACUCCAGGACAAUUGGAAGUGCAUUUAUUAGAAGUCAGCCGAUUAAAUUUCUCAUCGUGCAAGUUUAACGUAGAAGAUUUAUCACAAGCUGAAAUUUAUUGUACUAUGAGCGUUGAUAUGACACCUUGGGUCUACCUCACACAGUACAACGAAGUACCAUAUAUGGUGCUUGAUCUAAUCGUCAGUAAGACUAGUUCUCAGCAGCUCGGUGUUGUAUUCAAGCAAGAAACUGUUCCAGAAGUAGGACUAAAUUGCGUCCUUGUCGAGACUAUCGUUGCUGGAAGCCCAGCAGCUAUUGCUGAAAUGAGGAAAGGUGACAUAUUAGUUGCCGUUGAUGGAAAGAAAGUAUCAAAUAUGAACCAAGUUGCCAAACUUGUCAAAAGUGCAGCUCAAAGAAGGUUUAUCAUAAGAGUCGAAAGGAAGUAUGUCAGGUUUGAUUUUGAUAGGCACAGUUCACUGAAAUCUGACACCGAAAGAGUUUCGUUUGAUAAGAGUGUAGAUAAGAAAAGCGCAAAGGGUGAUUACACAAGUGGUAAAUCCGAUGUGCCAAAUACAGAAGACAAUUAUAAAACGAAAUUUGAAGGACUAAUUAAAUUCUCCGAUUUAAAAGAUUCCGAUUAUGAGACAACGGACAAAAGUGAACCAGUUAAUAAGUUAUUCAAAAGAAGACGAAGCAGCUCACAUCUAAACUCAGACGAUGGUACUCAGACCCCAGAAUCUCCAUUUAGAAGAAUCUCGACAUGUUCCAAUCAAUCGACAACCUCUAGUAAUGCACCAACGUCCAGUGCAGAUGAUAAUUUUGUACCAAAUAUGACAGAUUUAUAUUAUACUACAAAGGAUAAAGCUCUUGCCUCUUCAAUCACGUUUGAAGAAUCUAGAAGUUUUCAAAUAGAUUCCGAACUUCAGUAUUUAAACAUAGGAAUAUGGGUGCGAGUCAAAGGCAGCGAACAUUUACCAAAACUAUUAGGUUACAUUAAUGCUCCGAUAAAACUUAUCCUGGCUCAAUGUUCUACAUCUACAACCGGUCACUAUGUCAAAUGCUAUGCUUUAUUACCGCCUGAUACAGCUUCUCCUACUACAUCUGAUACGAAGUUACAAGGAUAUUCAGGCUUUGACCCAACACUUUGCUAUGGAGACGUUCUCUUGUCUUAUAUAUGGACCUCUAAUCAUGGUCGGUCCAAUCGAACUACCACAGACUUUGGUAAAAGAGAAGUGACAGAAACUGUAAAAACUCCGUCAACCCUAAAUGACGAAAACGUUGAUAAGAAAUUACAUGAUUUUAUUAGAACACAUUUUCACCGAGUGACACAUUGUGACUUCUGCUCAAAAAAGAUUUGGCUGAAGGAUGCCGUACAGUGUCGUGACUGUGGGAUGGUAUGUCAUAAAAAGUGCGAAAUUCGCUGCCAAGCGUCUGGGGCUUGUGGUGCCGAAAGUGUCACCUCUUUAGCUUUCGAGGCCGAUGAAGUCGACCCUAACAUAGUCGGGACGGAGAUGGGACCGGAGAUUUCUCUUACCGGUUGCGAAGAUAUUGUUCAGAGAGCUAGAGAGAAGCCUGUCGAUCACAUUCGAAUACAUCAUUUGAUCGAUCAGGGAGCGAGUAUGGUGGCCAUGAAGGCCAGCAUAGCUAACACUCUGUUGGGUCUGAAGAAGGCCGGAAGUACCAGUUGUCUAUCCCCGCCGACUUCCGGUAUCGGCUUGGCGUCUAGAAGUCUUCCCCCGAGUCCCUGUGCAUCCCGCAAGAGUUCUCUCGUGGGAGGACUGGGAAUAAGUUCGGACCUUUUGGAAGGAGCCGAGCCAAGUGUGGCUACUCCUCUGAUCGCCGGAGAAUUGGAUGAUGGACUCAUGUCAAGAGCCAAGGACACGGGAAAGUUUCUCUACAAGGACCUGGAACACCAAGAACGCAUUGAUAAAAUCAACGAGAUGAUCGGAAAACUGAAGACUGCACUCGACGUGGAGACUACCUCAAGACUGGAACUAUCUCAGAACGGAGAUACGGAUAGCGCCAAAUUAAUAGCACAAAGCGACUUAAGAGUGCAAGCACUGAGCGUAUUGUUAUUGCAUUACUGCACCGGUUUGCAGCACGCCCAGGAAGCCUUAGACCGUUUUCAAGACAAAAGAAACUCGUAAUUUGUUUAAGAGAGUAACCGACAAAGAAAUUCAAAGAUGGUUUAGAUUCAAUUUAUCUAGUCGAGUAUAAAUAUAUAUAUGUAAUAUAGGAUGAUAUAUAGUCAAUUCAAGAGCAUAGGGAAGGGAUGUUAUACAUAUUCAUAUACAUACAUUAUAGGAAGAGGUCAUUGUUUCUAUGAAGAUGGAUUUUAAAUACCUAUGCCGAUGCAAUUAUUUGCAUUUUGCAGAGAUAAUACGUGUUCAGCCAAUAUUUUGAUGCAUGGAAAAUCUACGUGUCGCUGAACCACGUUGCUAAAUUUAUCUCGAACUGGAUGUUUAUUAUAGAUUGGAGAAGGCCGCGUGAUUCGACACGGUCAUGUUGAUGUGUGCACUGAUUAUACCGAGGAGCACUUGAGACACCGGCAAUUAAAACACGGUACAUCGUAACAAAGCGUUGCUGCAGUAUCCGGGGUUUAAUAUUUACUACUGAUAUCGAUAUUUACGUUUCAAUCUAUUCGUGUUAAACUUUUAGCCGAUGUUGCCACUUGUGGACAUUUAAGACGCAAGUACUCGUACUUUACAAUCACUUAUUUUUCUGCCUGGAUAAUAUUCGACGCAUUCGUCGUGCAGCCGUCACUGUAUUCCAGAGAACACCAAAUGCUAAGACUUACUCGAUCAUAUGUAUAUUCGUAGAAAAUUCAACCCAAUUACGUAUUUUACCGCAACCGUGUAUCGUAUAUAAUGCAUAGUUUAAUAAUGGUAAUUGUACUCAAUUCCUAGGUCGUAAGGUGCUCGAUAUUUUUGGGACUCUUGUUUCCGUAGCUUUAUUAUAUAAAUAUGAUGCGCAUGCUCAUUAAACGCAUACUUAAAAACUGCAAAAACUCAAUUAUCAACGAACAACUUUGGAUUAAAUACUCAAUUAUUAAUGUUACUUAAAAGCUAAGUGUCAGAUAAUAAACAGCCUAUAUAUAGUCCAUCCAUAGACAAGCAUCGAGCUCGUUGAGAUGUCAAUGUAAAAAAUGAGUGUACCGUGAUUUAUUGUUACAAAAUAAAAUUAAUUCUCGUGCGCCAAA